CUGCUCUUUGGUUUCUCCUCGCCUCCUCGCGCUCCGUUGCAGAGCUCGUUGAGUCCCCGCGCGUCUCUCAUGGCCUCGGUCGGGCAGUGCGCGCUGGCGGAGGAGCAGCUGCGCGUCCUGGAGGAGAACUUCACCAAAGUGACCAAACACCCGGACCAGGUCACCCUGGUGCUGAUCGCGGCUGAGGCCGGGCUGACCGAGGAGGAGACAGCGAAAUGGUUUAGGAUGCGUAACGCUCAGUGGAGGCAAGCGGAGGGGCUGCCUGCUGAACUGGGAUCAGUGAAAGACUGAAGAAAGAAAAAUGAAAACUUCUCAUGGCUCUCCCCCUCUCUCUGAUUCUCUGUCUCUACUCAUAAGCACAUCCCUUCCACUUUUCAUCUUGAUCUGUGAUUUGUCUCUUCUUUCUUUCAUCAGUCCAUUUUUCCAUCCAGUUUCCUCAUUCUUACACUCGUUCAGUUUAUCCUCCCAGAAUAAAUCUCCUCUUUCUCUCACUCUUGACGAUCUUUUGGUUGAUUAAUGUUAGGUUUUAGUUUUCUGUCCUUAUUCUUCACUCUGCGUCUAAGCUCUGUUCAUGGGCUAAAUGUGAAAUGUCUACUAUAUUUUAUUGUGAAUAUAAUAUAAUCAUGUUUAUAUAAAUAAACUGUAUAUAUGUAUACCUAAA
Molecule: messenger RNA, 661 nt
Organism: Pygocentrus nattereri (red-bellied piranha)
Lineage: Eukaryota; Metazoa; Chordata; Actinopteri; Characiformes; Serrasalmidae
Gene: hopx
Product: HOP homeobox
Exons: 3
Coding region: 70-291 (73 amino acids)
Biological process (GO): cell differentiation; regulation of transcription by RNA polymerase II
Cellular component (GO): nucleus
Molecular function (GO): DNA binding
Source: RefSeq, a predicted model, not a curated record